UCACUGUGUCUCCAUCAUGGCUGAGUCCUGGAGCCUCAGUAACUCUGAACUGUGAGGUUGAACAUCCGUCUGCAGGAUGGAGCUUCUACUGGUAUAAAGCUGUUCCUGAUCUAUCAGAGAAAUCCUCCAGUUAUGAGCUGCUACCUGAUGGCAGUGGGACUGCACAGGACUCCUACAUCAUUCAUGGACAGACACACACAGCAGGAUAUGUGUGCAGAGCUGGAAGAGGAGACCCAGAGUAUCACACUGAUCACAGUCAACCAACGUUUGUCUGGUCUGCAGAUGUUCAUUCAGCAGCGUCUCUCACAGUGAGUCCUGACAGAGUGCAACACUUCACCUCUGACUCUGUCUCACUGACCUGUGAGGGAAACUUCACUGAGUGGAGAGUGAGGAAGUUCUCUGAGGACGGCCGACUGUACUCUGACUGUAGGAGAAUGACUGGAUCCACAUGUAACAUCAACACAUCAAAGUCAGAUACUGCAGUGUACUGGUGUGAGUCUGGAUCAGGAGAGUUCAGCAGUGCAGUCAACAUCACUGUACAGAAUGAUGGUAAUGGUCCUAUCCUGGUGAGUCCUGUUCAUCCUGUGACUGAGGGAGCUUCUGUUAGUCUGAGCUGCAGUUUGAGAACACAAAAAAUACUUUCCAAUGUGUUUUUCUAUCACAAUGACAAACUUAUUCAAAAUGAUACCCGAGGGGAGCUGAAGAUCUCUGCAGUGUCAAAGUCUGAUGAAGGUUUCUACAAGUGUCAGUACUCAGGAAGAGAGUCAGCACAGAGCUGGAUGUCAGUUAAAGUAACUGUGUCAGGAGCUGACAGCUCUUCAUUUCCUGUGUGGUUGAUUGUUGGACUGGUUUGUGGAGUCUCUCUCAUUAUUAUUCUCCUGCUCUUGUUGUAUCGCUGCAGACAGUCCAAGUAUUCCUGCUUCACCAGGUCGAUCCAGUCUGAGAGUCACCGUCCGGGCUCCUCCACAAAUCAUGGAGUCAACCAGAAUGAAACUCAUGAAUACAACUCUCUUCAUCCUGGUGCAAAUGAACCCUGGGAUGUCACAUACUCUCGAAUUGAUAUUGCAAACAUCAGAAAGAAGAAAAACAAAGGUUAG
Molecule: messenger RNA, 1097 nt
Organism: Oreochromis aureus
Lineage: Eukaryota; Metazoa; Chordata; Actinopteri; Cichliformes; Cichlidae
Product: low affinity immunoglobulin gamma Fc region receptor II-like
Exons: 8
Coding region: 435-1097 (220 amino acids)
Biological process (GO): cell surface receptor signaling pathway
Molecular function (GO): transmembrane signaling receptor activity
Source: RefSeq, a predicted model, not a curated record